AUGGGUCCUCAAGCCAAAAGAAGAAAGGUCGCCAGCAAAGUCGAGGAGAUCAACUUCGACGCUGCUGACCGCGAAUCGUUUCUUACAGGCUUUCGCAAGCGGAAGCAACAAAGAAUCAAACAUGCACAAGAAGUGGCAAUCAAGAAAGCGAAAGAGAUGAAGAGAGAGGAGCGCAAGAGGGCCGCUCAACCAAGGCUAAUUGCAACGCCUACUCAGAUUCGGGAAGAACGCACUGCUGGCUUCCAACGUGCAAUCGAAGAACAUCAGAGACAGCUCAAAAAGCUGCAGGCAGCGGAAGAGGGCAGCGAUGGAUCUGAUCAGGACAGCCAGGACGAGGAUGUUGAGGAUCAGGAUUGGGAGGGGUUCACGGAACCCCCCGCCGUCGACUACGAAGCUGAAUAUAUCGACGAAGACAAAUAUACGACGGUGACGGUAGAGGAAAUGGAUACUUCCAAAGAAGGACUUUUGCGAUCAGCGAUCGACGAAUCAGACAUUGAAAACGAAGAAUCGGAGGCAGGCUCCAAAGCAACUGCCGAUCCCAACCCCUCUGCCGAACAAAGCAAGAUGCGAAAGGCGGACAACAAGCCCAAGAAGAAGAAGAAAAAGUUCCGUUACGAAAGCAAGGAAGAGCGCAAGGUAACCAGAAUGAAGGAGCGCGCAUCUAAAUCGAGGAAGGCAAACGCCCGACGCGAGCGAUCGUGA
This is a messenger RNA of Aspergillus brunneoviolaceus CBS 621.78, 702 nucleotides long. RefSeq names its product rRNA-processing protein RRP17. Lineage: Eukaryota; Fungi; Ascomycota; Eurotiomycetes; Eurotiales; Aspergillaceae. The coding region runs from base 1 to 702 and encodes 233 amino acids. The transcript has 2 exons. The record is from RefSeq and is a predicted model, not a curated record. Gene Ontology annotation, cellular component: nucleolus. Gene Ontology annotation, molecular function: RNA binding.